UAAAACAUGGCGGAAGAUAUGUUACUGCUACUGCUUUGGACAGUUCUGGCGGUUUUAUUCGGAAUUUAUACGUUCUGGAAGUAUCUUAGAUCAGGGAAUAUCAACUCACAGAAAAAAUUAACGGUUCAAGCCUCCGAAAAUGUAAAAGAGGCGCGUUUGAAAUAUUUUAUCGGUAACCAAGAAGGAGUCCGAAGCGAAACUCGUGACAUACAUGUGUCUACUAAUUCCGGUGAAAAGGAUGAGAGUAUUUCCCCGGAAGAACUGAGAGAAGAGGAAAGAGAACCAGACGUUUCGGAAGCAAAAAUAAAUUCUGAAGCUCGUCAGCCUUCUAUGCAGUAUGCCAAGCUCAUUGACGGACCAAGUAAAAUGAGCGGAAGCAGGCAAGUCGCCGACAACAGUUUCGAUCCGGAAACGGGUAUGCCGGUUACUCGACCUCUUAAAACAUUAGACGAGGCCUUGUCUUGGAGACAGGGAUUUGACUUUUUUAACGUAGCCUCGGUUCCAUUGAGUGAACAGGGCAGAAAGAUAGAGAAGAGGCCUCGGACUUUAGUGUGUCAUGACAUGAAAGGAGGGUACACUUAUGACAGGUUUGUUCAAGGCUACCCCUCGUGCGAUUGUUAUCGGAUAUACCACUGGCAGUUUAUCGACGUAUUUGUGUACUUCAGUCAUCACUUUGUUACAAUACCACCCCCGUGUUGGACCAAUGCUGCCCACACCCAUGGGGUACCAAUUUUAGGAACUCUGAUCACAGAGAACACUGAUGGUGUGGCUAUGUGCAGCAAGUUUUUGGAGGAUACAUCAUCAUUGGAGGCUCUCGUGAAUCAACUUGUUGAUAUAGCUGAGUAUUAUGGAUUUGAUGGAUGGCUUUUAAACAUUGAAAACCCUAUUCAGCCAGUCCAGAUCAACAAUCUUGAAGAAUUUGUGAAGAGCUUGACUACAAAGAUGCAUCAAAGCAUCCCUAAUUCCCUUGUCAUCUGGUAUGACAGUGUAACUUACAAAGGAGACCUUAGUUGGCAAAAUGAGCUGAAUGCUAAAAACCGAGUUUUUUUUGAUGCAUGCGAUGGAAUAUUUUUGAACUACAACUGGUCAGAGGCUCACUUGAUGAGAUCAGCUGCUGCUGCUGGACGAGCACGUCAAACUGAUGUCUAUGUUGGGGUGGAUGUUUUUGGGCGUGGCUGUUAUGGGGGUGGUGGUUAUAACUCUAAAGUGGCUUUUAAAGUGUUUAGAGAGGAGAAGUUAUCUGCAGCACUGUUUGCUCCAGGAUGGGUUAUGGAGAAACACGGGAGUGAACAUUUCACUGUAAAUAAUGACAAGUUUUGGAAUCUUUUGGCUCCCUAUUGCACUGUACGCACCUCUAUAGUAAAGUUGCCCCUUGUAACAUCCAUUUGCCGUGGUUAUGGAAAGACUGCUAGCAUUGAUGGAAAGGCUGUUUAAAACGGAUUUGCCCAUAACAGGACCUUUUCUGGUGUCAUUCUCUUUCAAGUUGUGUCCAAGUGUUCCGUUGGUUGUGGCGCUCCAGCUUCAUCUAGACAAAAUGCCAACUUACAUUGUUCUCUGUCCUACCUCACCAGAUGAUCAAGAUCCUGGUAACUCAGAGGAAACUGAACAAAAUGACAAGCUGAUUCGUCGAUAUGGUGUACCGAAGUCCCGGCUGUUAACGUCAUCAGUGUUCAUGUCUCCUAUUGGUCAGGAGCAUUAUAGAUUGUUUCAACCUCUGACCGGUUCUUUCCAUGACUCAGUGCAGCAGGCUCACGGAUUAAAUGAAAGCAGAGCUGACUGCGUUUCUGAUUGGUGCACAAGGUAUUACCUGAUUGCUGAAAAAGAGUUAGUGGGUCUCAAAGUUCAAGAAGUUCGAGUGAUUUGUGCUUUAUCUCCUGGUGCGCAAACUACAGGAGCAUUCAAACUUCACGUUGGAGAAAUUAAGAUUAUUGAUCCACGAGUUAUCAUACAACCGAUUGCGUUAGCAAAGAAUCUAAGAUACCAGGACAUCGAAUGGAUUUCCACGGACGACGGGUACCUCUUGAGCCUUACUCUCAUUUGGCAUUGUCCAAUCAGCGAUGGCCAGUGUGACGAACCUGCGCACUACAACAUAUUUAGGGUGGCAGAGGGAUCCAGUGUUUUUUUGGGUCGAGCAUUUGUGGAGGCGUAUCGGAUUGGUCAGAUAGCUGUGUCGAAAACAUGUUCCUCUGUGACAUUUGCUGUGCAGAUUGUGACCAGAUCUGGUCGAAAGAGGCCUCCUAGCCAAUGUAGCCACUUUACAUUAAAGUGGUAAAUGGUAAUUGUCAAACUCUUGGCUAAGAAAUUAGCCAAUUUGCUCGGGAAGAAGAAAAAUCUCAAAACGAAUAUUAUAAAACCAUUAGAAGGUGAUAAGUUAUGGAAAAAGCUAGUACGAAGUUAAAAAUAAAAAAAAGAGAGUAUUGCUUAGUUUUCAUUAGUCAUGACGGGUUUUAACCAAUCAGGAAAUAUUUGGUCUGAAGGGACUGGUCAUUAUUGAUCGCCUGGAGGGUGGUGUGGGGGAGGGUUUUUGGCUGUGUGUUUCCCCCCCGCCCCCUUAUUGGUAGUCAACUGACAGUCAAUUUUCUAGAGAGCCCUUUUUAUACUCUGUUGGUGACGACUGCUUUCCCCCGAAGUUCUCCGAUGCACUCAGGCGAUAAAUAUUGACUGGUCUUUAAAGCCGAGGGAAUACGAAGCAGAGCAUGCAUGUAUUGAUAUUUUAAGGAGAAAUUUUGUCUUGGUCAAUCAUGGGAGUUAAACAGUUAUUCAGAAGAAAGUUACUGUAGGUAGUCUUUUUUUAUCUUCAAAAUGGCACAUCACUGAUUCACAUUACAAAAUUUCGUGAGCGGAAAGUAUUUUUAAAACUUUUUGAAACUCCUAGUAUAGUUCCUUUUGCUGUCUUAGGAGGAUACUUAUUAAAGAUUAAAGAUUAAAGAAGUGACCGUGUAUAAAAAUAAACAAUUUUUGGGUGUCGAUGCAUUUAGCACCCCGUGCUUAUUGAAAACAAUGUAUAAUCAAAUGUAAUAAUGAAAAAAUAAUCUUUAAAGUAAUAUAUGAAUUCAUCUGUUAUGGCAGAUUGCUAAAACUAAAGCGACCUUAUGGAAACAUCUGGCUCUCUUACUGUUGUUGGUUUGGUUGCCAAACCUUUGAAAGGGGGUGAGGCUAAGAGUGACCUUGUUAUGAUACAGACGUAGCUGCUUUUCAAAUGUUAUCAUGCUAACUAGAUACUGGUCUAUCACAACAAGGUCAUCUUUAGCUUCACUCCAAAUCAAGGGCUUGGCAACGAAGUACAACUGUAAAAUGGCCUAUUACACACGCAUUUUGAUUGGUUAUUACAGGUUAUCGUAUUAAGGACAGACACAUAGAUUUUAGCGAUAGACCGUACUUUCUAUCGGUUUCCGGUCGUAGUAACCACAUAAAUCACGAGCCGGAGACAAAUGAAUUGAUUCAGUCAUUUUUCGAGUGUUCUCCAACAUCAUCCAAAGUGGAAAAUAAAGUUUGUUUUAAAAGUAGAAA
This is a messenger RNA of Stylophora pistillata, 3510 nucleotides long. RefSeq names its product cytosolic endo-beta-N-acetylglucosaminidase. The record is from RefSeq and is a predicted model, not a curated record. NCBI's taxonomy places the organism in Eukaryota, Metazoa, Cnidaria, Anthozoa, Scleractinia, Pocilloporidae. Gene Ontology annotation, cellular component: cytoplasm. Gene Ontology annotation, molecular function: mannosyl-glycoprotein endo-beta-N-acetylglucosaminidase activity. Gene Ontology annotation, biological process: protein deglycosylation.